This is a messenger RNA of Rotaria sordida, 381 nucleotides long. The record is from the annotation of a GenBank genome assembly. Lineage: Eukaryota; Metazoa; Rotifera; Eurotatoria; Philodinida; Philodinidae.
AUGAUAGCAUUGAAUGAAACGGAUUUUUUUAUGAAUGAUGAAUCAAAUCAAUUAUCAAAUUCUUUUAUUCAACAACCAUCACUUCCAUCAACACUUCAUCCAACAGAUAUUGAAACUGUAAGUGAUGAUGAAGAUAAAUUGGUAAAUAUUCAAAAAGAAAAUCAACCAAUUCAACUCACACAAUCAUGGCAUAUUGAACCAUAUAAUAGUAUUGAUGAUAAAAAUGUUUUAAAUAAACUUCAAUUACUUCAAAAUCGUGCUCGUCAUAUUGAACAAACAUUAGCUAGACGACAGUAUCGUGAUCGAAUUUUUUAUACAUGUGUUAUUGGUUAUUUUCUACUUCAAGCUUUACUUUCUGUUCGUCGUUCAAUGCUUAAUUAA